Messenger RNA from Peniophora sp. CBMAI 1063, 1500 nucleotides. The record is from the annotation of a GenBank genome assembly. Lineage: Eukaryota; Fungi; Basidiomycota; Agaricomycetes; Russulales; Peniophoraceae.
AUGUCGGAAACCAUAGGAGAUUGGACGCCGGACCGGCUUUUACACGACAUACUCGACAACAGUGGAGAGAACACUGUUCCAGUCAAGCUAUGGUUGGGCGUCGUUCGCUUCAUGACCUACGCGUGGGGAUUGGCGCUUCAUGACGAGCAGAGAAGGGAGCUGAGAAACAUGGCGGCCAGCCUACGAGAAGACUUCGCAGCAUUGUCAAUUGUUUCGAAGGACGUCAUCCUGGAAAACGUUGUUGCUGCGUACCUGUUUGCUUGUAGACUUGAGCGGAAUCCCUUUGACGACGACACCGGCUUCGACGAGGAUGAAGGUCCCGAAGGAAUCCCAGUGGCAGAGCUCCUCAAGGGAAACCACGAGUGGCGCUCUUACUCUUACAUCAUGGUGCUCUUGGUGCACCACGACCUAGAAGUUGCAAGCUGCAAUCUAUUCAAGUCUACACCUAUCACAGCGGCCCAGCCACGCAUCUACAUUCCACAGCACUCUAGCCACCGCAUCGCUGAUUACGGGACCUUAUUCGUGGACGGCCUUACGGGGUUCUGGCGAUCGAUGGACUGUGUCGUUGAGAUCAAGCCCCCCACUGAGAACGCCGAAGAGUCUAAACGUGAGAACAUCACACCAGCAGGCUUACAAACCUAUCGCCUACAGUCCAUCAACCAGCACUCUCAGCAACUGACCGCCUACGCGGACUAUGCUUUCCAGCUGCAGCCCCAUCGGAGUGCAGUUUGCGUGCUACUCGUCAUGGGGCGCAUAUUCUCAUUACUCGUGUACCCAAACCCCGAACGCAGUAGCGUCGAUGUUCUCGAUGACCUCUGGCCUUGGCGCGCCAGUCUUCAAGUGGCUGCGAAGGAGUCCCGCUCUUAUCUCAUCCUACAGGCAAUCAGCGCGGUCGAGAAGGGUUCGAAGUGGAAGGGACUGGAGGAAGAGGAACGUCAGCGGCGAAGGGAUAGUUUUGCUGAGCGCAUGAAAGAGUUACACUCGCGGCAUCCCGGAAUUGUCUAUCACGCUGAGGAGAUGUUCACCUUGGACGACAACAAGAAAGCCUCGCUGACGGCAAGGUUUCGACACGCCCUUCAGAUCAUUCGCCGAGUGUCCGGACUUUCUCGAGACGACACUAGUUAUAAACUACCAGUUUGGGCCCUGUUUGGCAUCUCUGACGAAGCCAUUGAAGGUAUCGUCAUGGAUGACGACGAGCAGGUUUGCCUUGCAACUAUGACCACGAUGAGAGAUGUGCUGACCGCGAUGUAUCGACAGUGGCUUUUGCAAGGCGAGAUGGACGAUUUCACCAGCAGGGACAUCGAUAUUGCGAAGCAGAUACUCGUUACGACGUCUGGCUCGAAGUCUGGCUCAAGAGCGAGUCGAGGUCUAGAAGAUCGCAAGGGAUCGAGCUCGGAUGGCUACAACUUGCGCUCAGCUUCGUCGCCGCUACACCAAUCAACACACGCGUCAGAUUACCAGCCCGAGCCGACAUCUGCCUCUGCCUCGCAAGAUGAUUGA